Molecule: messenger RNA, 1658 nt
Organism: Cololabis saira (Pacific saury)
Lineage: Eukaryota; Metazoa; Chordata; Actinopteri; Beloniformes; Belonidae
Gene: tmem72
Product: transmembrane protein 72
Exons: 5
Coding region: 147-920 (257 amino acids)
Source: RefSeq, a predicted model, not a curated record
CUCUACAUCGUGGCAAUGAUGGAUGCUCUUGUUCUUUGCUCUUUUUCCAGCAAAUGCUCAACUAUGCACCCAGAAUGCUACUUUUGAAACCGUCAGACCUUCAGUAGUGUUCAACUUUUUAGUGAAGAGGGAAAAUAUUUGAAGCCAUGGGGAAUUCGGAGAGAGUAUGGUGGAUUGUAGUGGAAUGUGCUUGCAGGAUCCUUGGUGUUUCUACAGCUACAGUGUUGUUUGGUGUGGGAGUGGAGACAGUACAACAUCAAGAAUUCAACAGUCUUGGCAUCUACCUAAUAGCAUCAUCUGUUGCGAUUCUCAUGUUUGAGCUGGCCUACUUCCUGGAUACUCUUCUGUCCAUGUGUCUGCCCUGUCCUCCUGACUGGCUGCUGUUUGUUUUGUGGAGGAAGAUGUCUCACAUUGGAGGUUUCCAUAAAUUCCUCUUUUACACCAUCAUGUCAGUGAUCUGCUUCUUGCAUCCCAUACUGGUGUGGCAUGCAAUUAUCCCAGGGUCAAUGCUUCUGGUGACAGCCUUUUUCAAUUUCAUACUAAGCAAGAAAACAAAGUCUCCUAAAAGUCCACAAGACAUCCACAGCGACCACAACCCAACCUCCGGCUGUGUAACAGAAGGAUCGGGCUCCGACAGUGCUGUUUCAUUCUUCCAGGCAGUGACAGGAAGAAGGGAAGAGGCCAUCGCAGGCAGAGAUCACUGCUUCGCCUCGGAGGAGACAGGAGAAAGUGUGCAGGCCAUGUUGGAGCAAGCGCAGACACAAGUGACAGGUGGAGAAAGGAGGAGGUGGAACGAGAAGAGACUGAUAUGGUUUCGAGGGAGGCAGGAGCCUGUGGAGAGAGAGAUGGAGGAGAUGGAUGGCUGCUGUGAUCCUGAACCAGACACCACCUCUGACACUGCACGCAUGAUUGCUGACUGAACGACUUUGUUGCAUGCAGAUUACAUUCCUUAAUAAUAACAUGCAAAUGAAAUCAGAUAUGAUGUAUUCAUACUGACUGGGAACAACCAUAUGCCGCUACGCAGUAUUUCAGCUGAAGGUCAAGCUGAAGCACUGUAAAUACCAAAAUAUGCAACUUUGAAUGUCUGGGAUUAUUGGAAAAACAUUAUUGAUGCAUAAAAUAUGUUAUCUGCUUUAAUAUUUGACCAAAUUGUGCAUUUACACCUCAACAAUUUGUCAAAAAAAUGUGUCUAUUUUAAUCUACAGAAAUCAAAUCAAGUGUAUCUACACCUGUUUCUGGAAUGCUUUUAAUGUGUGUGUGUGUGGGGGGGGGCAGUCCUGAUUGAAGAGCUGACUUCAAUAUGGAGAAAGCCAAUCCAUUUACUGCUCAUGCAUUAUUCAGAAGGUAAUAAAUUAGAUCAGCUGAUUGUUGAUUCAGAGAAAACGUCUGUGGAUGUGUGUGAGAGGGGCAUUAGAGCGUGUGCAGACGCUUGUGUUAGUCACAUUCAAGUCCCCUCAUUGUGUGUUUGUCAUGUGUGAGCGGUGUCCAUGGAGACGAGGCUCUGGGAGGAGUGCUCAUGUUAUUAUGGCGAUAAGAGAAAUAAAACAUAGCAUGCUAAGCACCACCGUAGGUCCAUGUUUCUCCAGAGCAUAGAUUAAUAGCACCGUAUAAUAGUGGGGAUACUUAAAAGGUAUUUGAAUCAGACCUAAGCUUUAUAU